Molecule: messenger RNA, 2117 nt
Organism: Diospyros lotus (date-plum)
Lineage: Eukaryota; Viridiplantae; Streptophyta; Magnoliopsida; Ericales; Ebenaceae
Product: BTB/POZ domain-containing protein At3g05675
Exons: 4
Coding region: 279-1877 (532 amino acids)
Molecular function (GO): protein binding
Source: RefSeq, a predicted model, not a curated record
UUCACAUCCAUUUUCUUUUUCGUACUAAGUAUGAGUCCGUUGUUAGCCGAAGUUUGUUCUAUUAGGCAUAUUUGACUAACAUCUCGUUUCGUUUUUUUCCCGGUUUGAAUUUGACUCGGCAAUCUUUCAUUUUACAUGGAUCCAACUGUCUUUGAAUUAUUUCUUGAUUAAAGAAUCUGCAAAUGAAUGUGUUUCCGACGUGCAUUCUUGGGAACAUAUCACAAGAAAGAGAGUGCCAUAAUGCAUAAAAGAUACAAGCCAAUAAAGUUCAGUUCUUAAUGGAGUCUCCUGAAAAUAAAACAAGGGCUUCAAGCAGGAUUGGUGAUCGAUCAGCCAGUGAUGUUGUUGUAAGGCUACGAACUCAGGAGGGUCGAGAUGAUUGGGUAUACUGUCACUCCCAUAUCCUCACAAACAACAGCAAGUACUUUGCUGACCGGUUAUCUGAGAACUGGCCCACCUGUCAGAUUAUUGAUUCCCGCAAUUGUGUUGAGGUUUACUGUCAAGAGUCUGAUCUGGACUACCAUGUUAGUGUGCUACGCCUGUUCUAUAUCAGUGAGGAUGGUUCAAUGACAGAUAUAUGUCAUGGUGUUAGAAAUGCUCUUGGUAUUUUGAGAGCAGCCAACGAACUUGGUUGCCCACAAAUAAUUGCUGCUUGCGUGGACUACUUGGAAGCAGUCCCUUGGGAAGAGGCUGAGGAGGAAGAGAUUUUGAGAAUCAUUCCAGGCAUGGGAGCACAAGCAGAACCUAUUCUUGCUCGUAUCCAACCAGUAAAUACAUCAGCUAUCAUAAAGAUUUUUCUCUCAGCUAUCAGGUUCGCGACAUCUUCCCCUUCUUCAUCCAUGACUGAUUUAAAAACCUCAGCUCAGGAGCAGCUUGAGUACAUGCUUACUGAAGAUGAUGAUGCCCCUUUACUAACAGCUGAUGACAACAUAAAAUCAGAGGUUCGGGAAUGUGUCAAGAGUCUGCUAGCCAGAUUUCAAAAUCUGUUAGAAUCCUCACUAUGUGAACCCAAAGAAUCAGGUUCCGGUGUUAGGAAAAUGCAAUCAUUGCAUUCUUAUUUAACAGAUUUGUCAUGGGCUUUCCAGAUAUUGGCUAAAUUGGAUAUAGUGAGGGAAUUUGUUACAAGUUGGGUGGAGGCAUCAGAAAAUGUAGUCAAGAUUGUUGAGCAAACUGAUACAGAAGGUGAGAUACUUGAGUCAAAGUUGAAGGUUAUUGAGGUCUCCUCAAAGGUUUUAGAGUCAAUAGGGUAUGGAACUGUUAUAUUGCCGACUGCAAAACGCCUGCACAUGGUGAAGGUUUGGCUUCCAUUUGUGAGGGCAAUGAAGCCGGUGAUUGAUUCUGCCUCAGCUGAUAGUGAGGAUGGCCUGACGCUCAAAAUGGAUGGUGACCUGUGGCAAUCGUUGGAGUCAGCUUUUGUUUCAGUCAUUCUUGGAUUGCCAUCGGCAGACCAGGCAGAAAUUUUGACUGAGUGGUUACAAAACGAGCAUAUUCGGUACCCAGACUUGACAGAGGCCUUCGAGGUGUGGUGUUACAGGUCCAAGGUUGCAAAGAGAAGGCUUGCAUUAUUGGGGGCAUCCACGGUCGCAAUUGGAGCUUCGGGCUUUGUAAAUAGCAGCGUGCUAUCUCGUCUUGGGGUGGUAGCUAUUGUAAGCUUCUCAGUAACUCAGAUAAACCAAGCAAACAUGCCAACUUCCAGAACUUACUUUCGGAAAUUGCUAUUUGUUUUCUCAGCCAAGUUUUGCAGAUGUUUGCAGUCUUCUCCAAUACGUGCUAAUUUGUUCAGGGCAAUUACUUUGUUGUUUAAUUGGUCAAGCUUCUUUAGCACAAAAUUAACGGAAAUUGAAGGCAGCAGGAUUCUCUGCCUGUUGCAAUCCUAGCAUCGUCUUUACCCCACCGAAACCAAGGCCAACCACUCCGCCCCGAAAGAUAACAGAAAAGAAGAGGAAAUUGUGCUGAAGAACACGCUUCCACUGGAAUUCUUAUGCUUCCUACUUUAGGGUUCUUGAUUUUAACAUCUUUUAGUUUUGGAUGAAUUGUUUCUUCUGUACAUUACUUGUCAUAAUCAGUUUAACGUCAUAAACUUCUAUAUGAACAAUGUUUCUAUCCUUUAGAGCAAA